Molecule: messenger RNA, 1170 nt
Organism: Scophthalmus maximus (turbot)
Lineage: Eukaryota; Metazoa; Chordata; Actinopteri; Pleuronectiformes; Scophthalmidae
Gene: lyrm9
Product: LYR motif containing 9
Exons: 4
Coding region: 254-490 (78 amino acids)
Source: RefSeq, a predicted model, not a curated record
GGUCCUCGUGACGUCAUGGCCGCACCGCAGCGCACCACUGUGGCGGAGGCGGUGGGGAUUGGCGGACGGCGGAACACGCAACCGACACACUGCGCCGCCGCUCCGCCGCCGUUCCGCAUCCAGUGGAAAUCCAGGGUCAUCAGACUAUUGCUCCAGCGGCCUGCAGCCAGAGCCUCUUGUCCGUGGCUGAGAGCCUCCGACCCUAUGGUCCGACCCUGCAGUUCACAGCCACAUUGCCCUCGAGAAGGAAGGAAUGCCACCUUCAGGUGGAGUUGUGUUGAUCCAGACACCGGUACAACUCUAUCGAUAUCUGCUCAGAUGUUGCAGGCAGUUACCAACCACAGCGACGCAGCAGCAUUACAAACAUGCCAUAAGACAGGGUUACAACAGUCAUGCGGAUGAAGAUGACCCAGAGAGGAUACAAAUGAUAAUCCAAAGAGCAGUAACAGAUGCUGAAUGGAUUCUUGAUAAAUAUACCAAGAAGAAGUGAGUGAGGCUCAUAAGAAGCAAGGGUGUCCACUGCAGUGCUGCAUCUGACUGUGGACGUACUCUUUCUAGGUGUCACUAGUCAGUGGCUGUAUUAAUGUUAAUAUGACUGCAUUUAUACAACUGACCACUCAAUGUGCAUUACACUGUGUCAUAUUCACACGUUCACACAUUUGGGGUUCAGUGUCUUGCCCAAGGAUCUAACCUCUGACCUUCAAAUGCUAAAGUCAAGAAGAUAUUAAAAAGUGUAAAUACUGUCCUGAAAUAUGUUGACUAUAUGCUGUAUCUUUUUUAAAUAAGUUAUUUCUCGAUAAAUAUACCUGUUUUCUUAUUUACAGCAUGUGAGCUUCAGUAUAGAUGAUAUCAGAUGUUUUCACAGUGACGAACCAUAAAUUUCGAGGUGACUACAAUACAUGGAAGCAGUAAAUACAAACUGGUGCAAAUCAUCAGAGCUGUAAUCAGCUCAGAUGGAUAACAAAAGCCCGCGGAGACAUGGACACUUACUUUAUCUGUUAGAAAAUGGUUAGUACAGCUCUCUCAGGAGCCCUGAGCUGAGACCUUUUACAGAUCUUGUUUCAUAAGACGCAGCGGUACCACCAGGCCAGGGAAGGAAUGAAUACAGUUCUGUAAAGUUCAACUGUGGAACCAGCAAAAAUACAAAUAAAAGUUGCUCUUUGUCUCUGA